Messenger RNA from Populus euphratica (Euphrates poplar), 3235 nucleotides. RefSeq names its product glycerophosphodiester phosphodiesterase GDPDL6-like. The record is from RefSeq and is a predicted model, not a curated record. The coding region runs from base 166 to 2415 and encodes 749 amino acids. NCBI's taxonomy places the organism in Eukaryota, Viridiplantae, Streptophyta, Magnoliopsida, Malpighiales, Salicaceae. Gene Ontology annotation, molecular function: glycerophosphodiester phosphodiesterase activity. Gene Ontology annotation, biological process: lipid metabolic process. The transcript is spliced from 11 exons.
UUUAAUUGUCAGACCAAUUUCUCUCUCCUUUUUUUCUUGAAUUUUUAUUCCAUUUCCUUGAAGAGUUUCAUUCAUUCCCAAUUGAAACUUGCAAGGGAACUAAUUAAUGUUUCCCAUGUUCUAAGCCUAAUCCUUAAAAAUUCAUAUUAACAGGAUUAGAAGAAAAUGAUCAAGAAUGUGCUUUUAGUUUUUUUGGUAAUCCAUGCGACGUUGGCGAAUUCAGAAUCUGCUUCAAAGAAAUGGCUGACUCUAAAUGGUCGGAGACCUUGUGUGAUAGCCCGAGGAGGGUUUUCGGGGCUCUUCCCUGAAUCCAGUGACUUUGCAAAUCAGAUGGCGCUUGCGACAAGCUUGAGUGAUGUGGUUGUGCUCUGCCAUUUACAACUAACGAAAGACGGUGUUGGGAUUUGCCAGGGAGAUGUCAGGCUUGACAACACAAAAAAUAUAGCAAUGGUAUUUGAAAAGGGAUCAAGAACCUACAAGGUAAAUGGGCAGGAUCUAACCGGGUGGUUCGCCAUAGAUUUUACAGCUGAUCAACUCCUUGCCAAUGUGUCCUUGGUGCAAAAUAUUUUUUCCCGGCCAAGUGCAUUCGACGCUAUGCUGCCCAUAUCAACUGUUGAUGAUGUCAGAAGUUCCAAUCCCCCUGCAUUCUGGUUGAAUGUUCAGUAUGAUGCAUUCUAUACAGAAAACAAACAAAGCGUGACAAAUUACAUUCAAAAGGCAACGAGACUUCAGGGUGUGAAUUACAUUUCUUCUCCUGAGAUUGGUUUUUUAAAGAAAAUCAAGGGAUUGGUGAACAAGGCUAAGACCAAACUCGUCUUUGUGUUCCUAGACAAAAAAGCAACUGAACCCACAACCAAGCAAACUUAUGGUUCAAUUUUGGGAAAUCUUGCCACAAUCAAGACAUUCGCAUCUGGGAUUGUUGUCCCAAAAGAUUACAUAUGGCCUGUUAAUGCAGCUAACUAUUUAGAAGCUCCCACUAGCCUUGUAAACGAUGCUCAUAAACUUGGUCUUGAAGUAUAUGCUUCUGGGUUUGCAAAUGACUUCACUACAAGUUAUAAUUAUAGUUAUGAUCCAUCAGCUGAGUACCUGCAAUUCAUUGAUAAUUCCCAGUUCUCUGUUGAUGGGUUGAUAACAGAUUUUCCUCCCACAGCAUCAGAGGCUGUUGCAUGUUUUGCUCAGUACACCGAUAUCAAACCUACGAAAGAACAAGCUUUGAUCAUAAGUCACAAUGGAGCAAAAAACCCCUUCUUGGCUGCAGCAAAGAAUGAGCUGCAAAAUAACAGGAAUAUCCCUCAGAUUUCACAGCAACCAUUCAGAGUCAAGGAUGGAGUGGCUUUCUGCUUGGAUUCUGUGGAUGUUACUAGAGAUACAACUGCCGCGGCUUCCUUCAUGUCUCUAUCCACCACUAUCCCUGAAAUUCAGGACUCAGCUGGAAUUUUUUCCUUUGAUCUUUCAUGGAGCGAUAUUCAAACACUGCAAGCUCAAUUGACAAGCCCUUUCGAGAGUAAGGGUGGCUUGCCAAGAAACCCUGCAAACAAGAGCAAGGGCAAGUUUCUUACUCUUGCUGAAUUUCUGGAAUUGGCUAAAGUAAAGGCGGUUACUGGGAUUUUAAUCAACAUUGAGAAUGCCGCUUACCUGGCAUCACAGAAGGGUCUUGAUAUAGUAUCUGCGGUUAACACUGCCUUUGGCAAUGCCACAUUUGGCAAGCAAUCCACACAAAAAGUCCUAAUCCAGUCAGACGACACAUCAGUGUUGUCCAAGUUUAUGAACGUCCCAGCAUACAGUAGAGUACUAUAUCUUAAAGAUGAAAUCAGUGAUGCGCCCAGGACACCAGUGGAGGAGAUCAAAAAAUAUGCUGAUGCAGUAACUCUGCCAAGAUUCUCCAUCGUGCCCACCGUUAAUGGCUUCACUACAGGAACCACCAAAGUCGUAAACGAAAUGCAAGCAGCGAAUAUCUCAGUAUAUGUCUCAGUCUUAAGGAAUGAAUUUAUUACCCUUCCAUUUGAUUACUUUUCGGAUCCUACAAUAGAGAUUGCAACUUACACUUCUGGAAUUGGCGUUGAUGGAAUCAUAACCGAGUAUCCAGCAACUGCAAGCAGAUAUUUGAGAAAUCCAUGUUCUUCCAAUUCCAUGCCCGAUAGCUCAUACAGCAUCAUUCCAGCUGAAGCUGGAAGUCUACUGAAGACAGUUCCUGAAGAAACACAGGCACCAGCAAGUUCCCCAACACCAGCCUUGGAUGUUGCAGAUGUUGUGGACCCACCACUCCCUGCCGUAACCAAACCUGCAUCCCCCCCUCCUGCAUCCCCCCUUCCUGCAACUUCACCUCAUUCAAAAGCCUUACAAAACAUUGCUAAUGUGGGCCUUUCUCUAGUAGCCAUCAUGGCGUUUACCUUGCUAUCUUUGAUGUGUAAUUAGUUAACAUGGCAAGUAUAUGUGGCUGAUUUAUUUUUUUAACCUGUCUACUAGCAACUUAAGCACGUCUCUGGACGAGUUUUUAUUUAUAACUCGUUAAACACGAGCUGAAUGGCCCAUUAGUGUCAGAUUUUUGCCUAUAUAGAAACACUAACUGGGCAAAGUAAAUUAUCAUCUUUCAUGUCUAAGUUUCAAACCUCAUAGAAUGAGAUCGUAGCUCACUAUCACUUCAAUUUUUUCAAAAGAAGACACUUUCUUUACCCAAAUUUUUAGCUUGACAUGCAAUUCAACAGCCCAUUUGAAUAAUCCAGGGCAUUAAAGACACGAAACUUGGUACAGGGUCUCAUCACAGAAAGAGUUCUGGCUGUUUCUAAGAAAAACAAUGAAGAUGCUAAAAAUUGAUUUGAAAUGAGCCCAUUUGAAAUUUUUCUGGAAAAAAAAAACAUGUUUGAAAAGUUUAGACCAAUCUGUAGAGAGUGAUUAUGAAGAAGAGGGAGGGAGGCUCAGAUUCGCCUUUGGUCAGACACGAAAAGGAACACUGACAAUCAAUGGCUGCAACACUGAUCUCCUCAAAGUUACCCUGCCAAAGAUCACAUCUUCCUUUCUAUCUGAUUUUCUAUUUAGAAAAAAAUCAUCACAGCCGAUUGAGAGAAAGAGAGAGAGAGAGAGAGAUUGAAUUGUUUUUUAUUUAUUUAUUUCUAUUUGAGAGAGAGAGAGAGAGAGAGGGAAAGGCUCAAAUCCAUACUAAUCACCAGACAAUAAAAAAGAAACACAAAAACACCAUGGUUGCAAGAGAAGAAUCUCAGGACAAAAGAGUCAUUUU